AUGUCUGUGGGCUCUACAUCUACAAUGAUGCUUCGACGCGCGCUGCGUGCUGGCCGGUUGACACCCGUCUCCGAGUCCUCCGCCCGAACCGUGAGGCCCCGGCCCGCCACUUUCACACCCUCGAGGACUGUGGCCAGCGCCGCUCGUCUUCCUACGAUCACAGCUUCAGAGACUCGCCGCCGACCGACGGUACGACCCUACCAACAACCCAUCGCCCAGAGCGGUGUUGUCGGGUCGCCGUCCAGCAAGCGUACGAUCUUCAUCCAGACCGAGAAUACCCCCAAUCCCGAUGCUUUAAAAUUCAUCCCCAACCACCGCGUCCUCCCCGAGGACUUCCCGACCUCCUUCCUCGAAUACCUUUCCCCCCGCGCCACCCUCGCAGCUCCGUACCCUUCUCCCCUCGCCGCCAAGCUGCUUGAUUCAGAAGGCGUCACAUCGGUCUUCUACGGGCCGGAAUUCAUCACUGUGACCAAGGCCAGCGAUGCGAACUGGGCCCACAUCAAGCCCGAGGUGUUCAGCCUCAUCACACAGGCUGUGACCUCGGGCGAGACCAUCGUCAAUGUUGUGGAGGGCUCCUCCGCUGACGGCGCCGAAGGUGGUGGCGAGGACUCUCUCGUCUAUAACGAAGAUGAUGACGAGGUAGUUGGCAUGAUCAAGGAGCUUCUGGAAACGCGCAUUCGUCCGGCUAUCCAGGAGGAUGGUGGAGAUAUCGAGCUGAGGGGCUUCGAGGAUGGUAUCGUUAUGCUGAAGCUGCGUGGUGCUUGCCGUACCUGCGAUUCCAGCACGGUCACCCUCAAGAAUGGUAUUGAGUCGAUGUUGAUGCACUAUAUCGAAGAGGUCAAGGGUGUUGAGCAGGUCAUGGAUGAGGAAGAGGUGGUCUCGAUGCACGAGUUUGCCCGGUUUGAGGAGAAGCUGCGCCAGCAGAAGGGUGCUGCAGCUACUGCCGGUGCCCCGCUGGACAGUGCGCCGUGA
Penicillium cinerascens is the source of this 972-nucleotide messenger RNA. RefSeq names its product NifU family protein. Gene Ontology annotation, cellular component: mitochondrion. The transcript is spliced from 3 exons. Gene Ontology annotation, biological process: iron-sulfur cluster assembly. Bases 1 to 972 code for a protein of 323 amino acids. Lineage: Eukaryota; Fungi; Ascomycota; Eurotiomycetes; Eurotiales; Aspergillaceae. The record is from RefSeq and is a predicted model, not a curated record. Gene Ontology annotation, molecular function: iron-sulfur cluster binding; iron ion binding.